Messenger RNA from Clarias gariepinus (North African catfish), 3967 nucleotides. Its product is annotated as ral guanine nucleotide dissociation stimulator-like 1. Bases 260 to 2431 code for a protein of 723 amino acids. Gene Ontology annotation, cellular component: plasma membrane. The transcript is spliced from 17 exons. Gene Ontology annotation, molecular function: guanyl-nucleotide exchange factor activity. The record is from RefSeq and is a predicted model, not a curated record. NCBI's taxonomy places the organism in Eukaryota, Metazoa, Chordata, Actinopteri, Siluriformes, Clariidae. Gene Ontology annotation, biological process: Ras protein signal transduction; positive regulation of GTPase activity.
CGCGCUACAUACCGGUUUAUAAGGUCACAUCUCUCGGCGGUAUAUUACACUCGGACAACUUUUAAAUAUAUACCAGACUUGUUGAACAUUAAAAUCUCCAGGAAAAUAUAGCUUUAGCUCAGGUUUAAUAUGUCCUAUGGCAGUUAGUUCUGAGCGUUGAGUAGUUUUGGAAGUGCAGAGCUACUAGGUUUACUAUCAUCGGAAUAUGAACAUGGACACAUUUGCACCGUAGAUCUCUGCUCGGACAUUGCUGUCAGAGAUGGGAAAAUGGGAGUUAACCAUGGAUCCAGUUCAGGAGUGGGGUGAGGAGUUUGAGGAUGGAGCGGUGUUCGGCAUCACGCUGCGCAGGGAGCCGGUGCAGCAGUCAGAAGAGGCGGCCGAGGCCUCUCCCUGCUCUGCAUAUGUUCAGUACCGUACAUCUAAAGUCCGGAGGCUGAAGGCAGCCACGCUGAACCGUGUGGUAGAUCACCUGCUUGAUCCCUGCUGCCAAGAGCAGGACUAUGGGAGAAUACUUCUUUCUACAUACCGCACGUUUACCAGCACCACCAAACUCAUCGAGCUCCUUUUCCAAAGAGCCAGUCUUGACUCCGAACUCGACAACAAGUGCGAUAAGAGCUCUCUAUGGACACUACUCCAGACCUGGUUGGAUGAGUUUGCUGAGGAUUUCAGGGAUCCUCCAAUGCACUCGUCGUUGCGUGCAAUGUGCCUGCAGCUGAGGCAACACACCUCUCUUUCAGCCCUGGCCAAAUGCUAUGAGGCGCUCCUCAAGAAAUUUCAAGCAGAAGAUGUGGUGAACAAAGAUGAACAUGUUGUGAAUAAAGAUGAAGCCGAUGGAGAACAGCAGCCAGACUUUGGUCAGGGAGAGAAGGACUUAAAUGAGGAAAACAAUCAGGCAGACUUUAUGGAGUUUUCUGUUACAGAACUCGCAGAACAGCUCACUAAACAGGAUUCUGAGCUCUUUGUGAAGGUGGUCCCCUUCCAGUGUCUGGGCUGUGUGUGGUCACAGAGAGACAAGAAUGAAAACCUCUCAGCCACUAUUCGUGCCACCAUCUCCCAGUUCAACACUAUUACCAACCGCGUCAUCACAUCACUGCUUUGCCCCUCCAUCUCUCCUUCAUCCACUCUGUCAUCCACUCCAAACCAGAGAGCACGAGUCAUUGAGAAGUGGAUACGAGUUGCACAGGAGUGCAAGCAACUAAAGAACUUCUCCUCCCUGAGGGCCAUUUUGUCUGCGCUCCAGUCCAACCCGAUUUACAGGCUGAGGAAGACCUGGGCUGCAGUGAGCAGAGAAAGUGAGAGCACUUUUGAGAACCUGUGUGAAACUUUUCCAGAUGAGAACUGUGUGUUGAGAAGCAGAGAAAUCCUUGUGGAGGAUGGGAGCCAGGCAACCAUGGACAAUAUUUUACCCAAGACAUCCAAGCAGUGUCCCCUGUCCAAACAGAUGUGCACCAACAGUGGAGUCGUGCCCUACCUGGGAACAUAUCUGACAGUACUCACCAUGCUGGAUACAGCACUGCCUGAUACUGUGGAGCAUGACUUCAUAAAUUUUGAGAAGCGCAGAAGGGAGUAUGAGAUUUUGUCUCAGAUCCGUCAGCUCCAGGCGUCCUGCUCUCAGUACACUUUACCAGACCAUCCCCAGAUUGCGAACUGGUUACAAUCUCACAGGCUGCUCACGGAUCAGGAAAGUGAUGAAUUGUCAAGACAGCUGGAGCCUCCACUUGACAACUGUUCACCAUCCAGCAGUACUGCCUCGAAUCAGCGUUCACUCACCAAAAUGAUUACUUCCCUUCUGAAUGUGACGGAGAGCACCAAAAAGAAUGCCGACCAGAUAAGUGUCUCAUCUUCCGGAUCCAGCAGUUCUGAAAUGGAGGAUCUCUCAACAAAUCAGUCAUCUCCUACUGAAUCACAGUCACUUUCUAGCUCCUGCCAAAACAUGGCUGAAAUCAUUUCUUCUCCUUCACCUACGGGCUCUUCUGGCUCCUCCACCAGCUCUCACAGCGAUCUCAUAUUCACUCUACCGUCCACUUCAUCAGCUCCGCACAAGCCUGGCCAUAAGCGCUCAGUCUCCACCUCUGCACUGCCCCUGUACAACAGGCAGGUGGCUGACUCCUGCAUCAUCAGGAUCAGCGUAGAGAGCAGUAACAAUGGCAACAUGUACAAAAGCAUUCUGCUGACUAGUCAGGAAAAAACAGCCCAGGUGAUUGAGAGGGCCCUGCAGAAACACAACAUGGAGAACGCCAGUGACCAUGACUUCAGUCUCAUCCAGAUGUUGCCUCAAGGCAAAGAGCUUAUCAUUCCAGAUAAAGCCAACGUCUUCUAUGCGAUGUCAACUUCGGCCAACUAUGACUUUGUUUUACGCCGUUGUCCAAAAGGCCAGCGGAAACAACUCGCACGCUCCGCAUCAAUGUCAGCAGGACGGUCUACGAAAUGACAGAACUCAAGAAAACUCGUGAUGAGAAGAGGUCGAAUUUGCUGGGAAAUCUGUAGUAUAGUAACGUCCUAGUUUAGUUACUAGUAUAGUAACGUCCCUGAAAUUGUUAUGAUUUAAUUUUUUAUAUACAAAAUGUACAUAGAAUAUAUGUAUAUAGUCAAACAUUUAUACUUAUUUAAUGGUAGCUAUUUGCUACAUGACACAUAUUUUUCUAAUAAUGCUAAUAAGGUAAUAACUGCUCACGUUAAACUUACCCGGGGAGUUGAGGCAAAACAUGUUUCUAAUCUGCCAGUGAUACAAUGAAAGUGUAGAGGCUUAACAUUUAUAUUAAUAUAAGUCUACAGUGGUUUAUUGUGUGUACCGGGUUGUAGCAGUAAGGUUUCUGAUCCCACAUGUUGGCUCUGUCUUUCUGAAUUUGAGAUAAAAUCACAGGCUAGAGAAUGACUGCGUAAAAUGCAGCUCACACACACACACAUGCGCACAGACACACAUACGCACAGAUCACAUGGCCUGAGUUUUGCUGUCAGUUUCUGUUAUUUUGAGCGUUACUAUCCUCGUUGCAUUCUUUGCAUACCAAAUUACGUAAUCAAGUGCUUCAUCAUGCUGUAGAAUUUAUGGACUUUAAAGUAUCUCUUUAGGUAUGGAACUGGAAUUCAUUUCUAUUUCACUGAAGCUCAUUCAUACUUCAUUUUGCGGUUACAUGUCCUUUACUGCAAAUGAGGCUUUGUAUGUAUCAUAUGUAUACAAUACAUUAACAUUUAAUGUCAUUGGCAAUGUUUAUUCCAAUAAGUUGCCCUUAACAUAUUUGUAGAACAACUUGCCAUUUCCAUAAUCAUAUUCUAUAAGCAGAGACGUUUCAGCAAGUUAAUACUUCAUAUCUUGAGAAAACAUGAUCAAAGUAAGAUGUCCUGUCUGCCUUUAAAGCGGAUAUAGUAAAGAACAAAGACGCUUAUUAAGAUCCAAUGUUCCUUUUCCACAACACAGCGCCAUAGUAUUAUCGAUUGGGUGGCUACUUUUGUGUGUGUGUGUGUGUGUGUGUGUGUGUGUGUGUGUGUAAGAUAAAGUUACAGCACUGACAGGCACAGUGGCAUUCCACCAUCCCAUUGUAAAAGUGAUAGAGGUCUAAUCAGUAGUUUCUGUUCAUUUUACCAACUCCACCGAAAUGUCUUGCACUUUCCUCCUCUUGUUCCUGACUGAGGCUUUGGAGAAAAUCUGCUACUGUUACUGAUGUCUAUUUAUUCUUUAGUGCUUUAACCUCUUGAGACAUGGGCUUUACUGUUGUGUACAUUGUAACUUAUUCCCACUGUUACUCUUUGUUAGAACCUGAUAACAAUGAACCAAAACAAUGUCAUCAAAGAGGAAGAAUUAUACCUAACUCUCCUCAUAUGGGGAUCAUACAGAGAUACACAAUGAUCAGCCAGAACAUUACCAUGGUAUACUCCUUCCUGAGCCUUAGGUCUCCUGGGAUAGGUUUCAGUCUGCCUGUAAUCCUGUACAGGAUAAGAGGUAUAGAAGAUGAAUGAAUAAAUUAAAGAG